Molecule: messenger RNA, 663 nt
Organism: Cyclocybe aegerita
Lineage: Eukaryota; Fungi; Basidiomycota; Agaricomycetes; Agaricales; Hemipholiotaceae
Source: the annotation of a GenBank genome assembly
AUGAACGGAGACGCUCAGACGGCUGAUAGACAGAACGGCGCUCGAACAAGGUUCAAGCUUGUUCUUCUCGGUGAAUCGGCGGUCGGCAAAUCAAGUCUCGUCCUGCGCUUUGUGAAGGAUCAGUUCGACGACUAUCGGGAAAGUACUAUUGGAGCUGCUUUCUUGACGCAAACCGUAACACUCGAGGAUCAAACGACCGUCAAGUUUGAAAUAUGGGAUACCGCUGGGCAGGAAAGAUAUAAGUCUCUGGCCCCCAUGUACUACCGCAAUGCCAACUGUGCCGUCGUGGUUUAUGAUAUCACACAAGCAGCUUCAUUGGAGAAGGCUCGUACGUGGAUAAGGGAACUACAACGUCAGGCCGACCCAUCGAUAGUCAUUGCUCUAUGUGGAAACAAGCUAGAUCUGGCUGCUCGACGCCAAGUCUCACAGGAAGAGGCGAAGAAGUAUGCCGACGAGGAGGGUCUUAUGUGGACGGAAACGAGUGCGAAGACAGGCGAGGGCGUCACGGAGAUCUUCACAGCCAUUGCCCAGAAACUUCCCUUGACCGCACCAAGUGCUACACGGGCGGGAGCUACGCGAGCAGGACCUGGAGCGCGCACAGGUGUUGACCUCAACAAGCAAGCAACUGGUGCCCCUGGGCAACCUGACGCCUGCAACUGUUGA